GCCACGGCGGGCUGGGCCGCGCAGCGCUCCCCAUGGGGGAGUGCGGGGUGCCCGCGCCGGUGCAGCUCCUCCUCCGCGCCUGCGAGCAGGGCGACUGCGAGGCCGCCCAGCAUCUGCUGGGGCCGCCCGGCGGCGGCGCCGAGGCCGCAGGCAGCGCCAAGGGAGCGGUGGAGCCCCGUGGCGAGGGGGCGGUGGCGCCCGCCGCCCUGCCCGUGGACGGCACCGACGAGGCCGGCAACACGGGGCUGCAGUUCGCGGCGGCCGGUGGCCAUGAGCAGCUGGUGCGGUUCCUGCUGCGGAAAGGGGCCUCGGUGCAGAGCCGCAACCACUACGGCUGGAGCCCGCUCAUGCAGGCCGCCAGGUUUGGACAUAUAAGCGUGGCUCACAUCCUGCUGGAGAAUGGUGCUGAUCUCAAUGCACAGAACAAGUUAGGAGCCAGCGUGCUCACAAUGGCUUCCAGAGGUGGCCACAUCAGCAUGGUGAAGCUGUUGCUGGAAUCUGGAGCGUUUGUAGACAACUAUGACCAUUUUAGUACAAGCUUACUGAAUAGCAGCAGAGAGGACCUACCAGAUAUCACCCCCCUUUUGGCAGCUGCCCAGCAUGGACAUGAGGCUGUGGUCCGUCUGUUACUAGACUGGGGAGCUGACUGUAAUUACACUGUGAAGACAGUAGGCUGGAGUCCUUUAAUGCUGGCGGCUGUUAACGGAAAGGUGAGCUUGGCCCAGCAGCUCAUGGACAAAGGUGCCAAUCCUGAUCACCAGAAUGUACUACAUAAAACGCCCUUUGAAAUCUCUGUCAGCUUCAAACACAAAGACAUGAAGGACUACCUGGAAUCUGUAACAACAGUCAGACCUCAGGCAGAUACAGAAAAGAGGCAACCUGAUGUCUUUCAUGCUUUGAAAUUGGGAAACUUUCAGUUGGUUAAAGAAAUUGUUGAUGAAGACCCAAGUCAGGUCAACAUUGCUAAUGGUGAUGGCGCAUCUCCAUUAAUGAUUGCUGCUGUAACUGGACAGCUGCCCCUUGUCCAGCUCCUUGUUGAGAAAAAUGCAGAUAUUGACAAACAGGAUAACGUUCAUGGCUGGACAGCGCUAAUGCAGGCCACAUACCAUGGAAACAAAGAGGUUGUAAAGUAUUUGUUAAAUCAAGGAGCUGAUGUUAAUCUGCGUGCAAAAAAUGGAUACACAGCUUUUGACCUGAUAAUGCUGCUGAAUGAUCCAGACACAGAACUUGUACGGUUACUAGCAUCAGCAUGCAUGCAAGUAGACAAAGACAAGAGUAAACUGAACAGCAGAUCAUCUUUGCCUUGUUCCAGAAGUAGGCAUUUCUUAAAUGUUCCUAUGUUGCCAGAUGACAAAGGAGGAUUAAAGUCUUGGUGGAGCAGGAUGUCCAAUCGCUUCCGCAAGCUGAAGUUGACUCAGACAUUGCGUCAUGGAUUUUCUUCCAAUCAGUUUGUGCCUUUUCCUCAUGAGCCUGAAUCUUCAUUAAAUGCUACCAUAAAAGCAGUUUCACAGAGUGGUACAGACACUUCUGGAAACCCUGAUGCUGCUACAGCCUGGAUCACAAAUAACAGAGCUAGUGGUGUAAGCACUGUAAAAGAAGGAAAAGAUGAUGAACUAUUGACAACUAUGUUAAGAAGUAGUGCUCCAUUUACUAGGCUGCCCAGUGAUAAGCUGAAAGCAGUGAUUCCCCCUUUCUUACCACCUUCAAGUUUUGAGCUUUGGAAUUCUGACCGAACACGAAUCAACAAAGAUGGUAAAGCUGAACAGAUGAGAACUGCCUGGCCGCAGAGAGCAAUCAAGCAUGAUUUUAACAGCAGUGGAAAUUCUGAUAUAACGUCUGUUAGCAAAGGUACUAGACCAGUCAAAUUACCAACAUUUGCAAGAAGAUCUGCAUCUCCUUCAAAUUCUAACAACUUCAGUCAUUCUCCUCAUUCUUCUGGUGGAUCCAAUAACAUUGCAGGCAUUAACAGACAUGGAGGAGAACUGCAUAAUAGAUCAGGUGGCAGUGCAGAUAAUGUUUUGUCUCAAAUUGCAGCCCAAAGAAGAAAAGCAGCAGGCUUACCUGAACAGAAACCCAGCCAACAGCAUAGUCCAGUCCAGUCAACUCCUUCAUCCACCCUGUCAGAUUUACAGUGUACUCAGAUUGUUGGGAAUGGGCAUAUUGUAAAGCAAAAACUGGAAGUGAACAAAAGACCUCCAUCUGGGACUUCAUCUACAUCUAAAAGUACAUCACCGACUCUAACACCUUCUCCGUCACCCUCCACAUCUCCUAAGGUUCACAAUGCAGAGUCCUCUCUCUCCUCUUCUCACAGGCAGACCAAGAGCAAUGGUUCCAGCAGUGGUACUAUUACUGAAGAUGGUAACCAGUUGGUGGACCACCAGCAGCUUAUCCCUAUUCUGAGAACCAGUGAUGUAGAGAAUCAUGAAAGAAGAAACCAUGUGAGAGUGAAAGGAGGCUGUGAAAAUUUGGAGAAAGAUGAGCUAACUGGCAUCCUUAAAAAGUUGUCUCUCGAAAAAUAUCAGCCUAUUUUUGAGGAACAAGAGGUGGAUAUGGAAGCCUUCCUUACACUUACUGAUGGUGAUCUGAAAGAGCUGGGUAUUAAAACUGAUGGGUCAAGGCAGCAAAUUCUGGCAGCUAUUUCUGAACUGAAUGCAGGAAAGGGACGAGAGAGACAGAUUUUACAAGAAACUAUACACAACUUCCACUCUUCCUUUGAGAGUAGCGUUAGUAACACACGACCUCCUGGCAAUUCCCAGUCACCUGGCUGCUCUAUAAAACCACAAGAAGCUGUUCCUCCUAAAAGGUAGCUACUGGGAAAAGAUCUUUUCUUAUGAUGAAGUCUGGGGCCUGGCUGAAGAUGGCCAUAGACGAUGAAACCAUAGGAGGCCUGCAUGGGUACACUCAAGAACAACAAAAGCAUGGAAGAAGACAGUGAAAAUCACAAAUUACAAGAGGUUCUACAUAUGAAUAUCUCUAAACUGAAUAUGCCUGUGGAGUUUUCUGUGAAUACAAAUAAAAGUCCAAGUUUAUAAUGGUUUAAUGAGAAGGAAUAUAAAGGAAAAGUAAUGCUGUAUUCUUUAUUAACUAAAAUAUACUUUAUCUAACCAAUAUUAAGAGGUUAGAACAGCAGUAAAGGUAACUAUGAAAUACUUUUUUUGUAAAAAUAGUGCUUUAUUUAAGCAAAUGCAUAAUCUGUCAUCAUUAUUUAAACAGAAAUAGUAUUAAAAUAUAUAUAUUGUUGAUCUAUUUUGAGAAUAAAGCCAUUUAAGUGAUUUUGACAUUUUUGAGCAGUAGCGCUGGCAGGUCAUCAAAAUAUAUUUGUGUGACUUUAUUUUUGUAGCAGAUAAGUCUGAAAGGACAAGUGCAAAGGAGCGAUCUCAAUUCAUUCUGUAUCCCUCGACCCUCCAUAUUAUACUGGUUUUAGUGAAAUUUAGCAAAAAUAUGGAUAGCAGUGGGUGUGGUGAUAAACAGAAGUAGUAACGACAGUGAAAAUACACUGUUCCUCUGCUGUUCCUUAAGUACAUCAGAUGAGACAGCUGAUUCUGUAACGGCUUUGUUCACUUGGCUAUCUGAGGUACUCUUCCAAGAUGCCAACAGUGAAGGGCAGAACAGCUGAACUAUGCCAGAUAGCAUCCAGUGAAGAGUGCUGUGUUAUUUGUUUGGUUUUUAAUACUAAAAAUGUCAAAAUAAUUUUCAGAAACAAAACCUUUGUUAAAAUAUGUAUUUAAAAUAACUAUCAAGUCAGUUAGCUAGAGAGAGAAACAAUAAAUGUUGUUACAAUGUAAGAACAGUUUAUUACUGUCAGGAGUUUGGAGGGAUAUAAAGUGAAAGGUGAUGUGAUGCAGUACCUUUGCAAUAACUUCAUCACAGAACCAAAAGCAGGGUAUAAUGGAGGAAGAAAAACCUGAGGACUUUGUUGGUACACCAUGUCAGCCCUAUUUGAGCAUUUGUGAAACUGUAAACUGUCUUUGAAAAUAAAUAAUGAUUAGAUAAAUUCUUAAACAA
Rhea pennata is the source of this 4005-nucleotide messenger RNA. RefSeq names its product ankyrin repeat and sterile alpha motif domain containing 6 (gene ANKS6). Lineage: Eukaryota; Metazoa; Chordata; Aves; Rheiformes; Rheidae. Gene Ontology annotation, cellular component: nucleus; cytoplasm. Bases 33 to 2807 code for a protein of 924 amino acids. Gene Ontology annotation, biological process: innate immune response. The transcript is spliced from 18 exons. Gene Ontology annotation, molecular function: protein binding. The record is from RefSeq and is a predicted model, not a curated record.